UUUCUAAGCCGGAAGUGACGUACGCCGCGCUAGUGAGAUGCGUGGUUGCUAGGCGAGCUGAGGCCGCCAAGCCCGGGAGCGGCGGGGUGGAGCGCAGCUUUUGCGCACUACGUGAGGCUGCCGGCCGGCUUGGGACGGGGCUCUUCGGGUAAAAGCGGUGGAAGGAUGUACAAGGCGGCCGCUGCAGGCAUGUUUCAGGGGCAACAGGGCAAGGCCUUGUGAAAUGGCUCUUCAUGGCAUCCGUCGGGACAGAACAGCACCAUGCAGCAUCCAAACGUGACAGUGAGAAGCUUUUGACUGCCGUUCCUUCUUUCCGAUUUAGCGUGUGCAAAAGUAGGAGCCACAGCACCCGGUACACGCCUGUUUGGAAGCUAGAGAGGAAAUAUGUCGGUGUGACUAAUGAGAACAGGCCAGAUCACUGUUUUGUCCCCCCAGCUGUUCAUCUUUACUCCAGCUACGGCAAAGGGGUAGCUCCGCUUUCACCGACUCCCCCACUAAACCCACCAAGUGGCUCUUUUCACCGUCUCCGAUCCUUCCAUGACCCAUUUGAUAGAGAGCUGUUUCUCCAGAGACCUGUGAAUGACCAUACAUCCUUCCAGAGACUUGAGUCUUUGUGGCUAAGGCCAAAGAUUGCCAUUCUGAGGCCUUACACAGCUUCAAACAAGCAUCCACCUAUCACACCUACCCUAAAGUUACCCUAUAGCGCCAUGGCCACCUCGUUGAUAGAUCAGCGUCACUUGCCAAGUGCAGCUGGUGAGCCACAUGACAUUUCUGUACGGAACCCAACCCGAAUAGCAACUAGGACGCUUUCGGAGAACCCAAGACCGGCCCUAGUCACAAACUCAUUCUUACGGCCCAGCAGCGCCAAAGUACAUUUCUAUCCGCGAUUAGACAGGAAGCCGAUGAAUAGCACUUCUAGUUCUCCAUUGCACCAUGGUCCAAAAGACAUAGGCCAGUCUAAAGAGGAGACCCAGCCAUAUUGCCACAGCUGUAUUCACCCAGGAACUACUUCCACCGACCACAAGGGAGCAGCAACAGCCAAAGCGAAUGAUGACAUUCUCUGGAAAAUGGUUGAAGAUAAUAAUGCUGUGGACAUCAUGCACUACCAAGAGGCUCAACUUACUGAAUUUGUGAAGCAGUUAACAGAUAAGGGAGACCUGUUAAAAACAAGCCACAUUGUCCCACCGCUUGAAGCAAUACCUGUAAUUUGUGACGACACUGCGUAUACCAGCUGCAAGGAAAGUGUUCCUUUUGCCUUAAAUCCAGCUGGACACCCACAACCUACCCUCUUGCCAUCUGUUUCUGGUGACGUUUGCCUUAAUGGCAAUGUUGAUUGUACCUUAGCCAAUAAUGCCAAUGCCUGUACCCAGCAGGCUGCUGCUCAUCUCAAAGCCCAAAGUCCUGGUGCUUCAUGUGAAAGUAACUCAUGCCCCAGUUUAUAUACACUUGCCCCAAAGAGUGAGUCCCAUCUGCCAGAGAUUGGGAAUAAUGUUCAGGGGGUCAACAUAACUGUGAUGGCCACCCAGAUAUCCACAAUCCACCUGAACAGGACUUCUGGUGCCAAAGAUACCCAAGCACAGCCUGAGCGUAUUGAUGACUUACCGUCUCCUGUGCCAAAUCAAGAACUGGAUGGCAUUGAGGAGGAGCUCCCAGAUGACUUAGAUGACAGUGAGGUAGAGGAGGAGGAGGAGGAUGAUGAAGACAGCAACGUGGACCAAAGCAGUUCAAUUGGAAUCCCCUCCGCUGCAUCUUCAUUUUCUAACGCCAGGCAAAUCGAUGAGUCCGUAGAACAGAUGUCUUCAGAAAUGGAUUACACAGUGAAACCUGCUUUUUCCAAGAGUCUCUUCCCCAAUGUUCACCCAACAUUAUACUUUGGCACUCAAGAAGAAAAGGUGGAGCUGUUACCAUGGGCACAGAGGAAGCUGCUGAAAUGGAAAAUGAGCAACGUAACCCCGAAUGUAGUAAAGCACACUAUUGCACGUUCUCACUUUCGAGUCACAAAAAAAAACCAAGACUGGUUGGGAUGCUGGGGUCACCAUAUGAAGUCCACUGCAUUUAAAUCCCUCCGGGCAUAUCAGAAGCUAAACCAUUUCCCAGGCUCCUUUCAGAUUGGCAGGAAAGACCGGCUGUGGCGCAACCUUUCUAAAAUGCAAGCCCAUUAUGGGAAGAAAGAGUUCAACUUCUUUCCGCAGUCGUUUGUUCUUCCUCAGGACAUCAAGUUGCUAAAGAAAGCCUGGGAGGAAGGUGGAAACAGGCAGAAGUGGAUUGUGAAGCCGCCUGCCUCAGCCAGAGGGAUGGGGAUCCAAGUUAUACACAAGUGGAGCCAGCUUCCCAAGAAAAGGCCAUUGUUGGUGCAGAGGUACCUUCACAAGCCCUACCUCAUCAGCGGGAGCAAGUUUGAUCUGCGAAUUUAUGUUUACGUCACCUCCUUCGACCCCCUCAGAAUCUACAUGUUUACAGAUGGCCUUGUGCGCUUUGCUAGCUGCAAGUAUUCUUCUUCCAUGAAAAGCCUUGGCAAUAAGUUCAUGCACUUGACAAACUACAGCGUGAAUAAAAACAACGCAGACUACCAGGCCAACCCUGACCAAACUGCAUGCCAGGGCCACAAAUGGGCGCUGAAGGCGUUGUGGAACUACCUCAACCAGAAAGGGUUCAACAGUGAUCGAAUCUGGGAGAAGAUUAAAGACAUAGUGAUAAAGACCAUUAUUGCCUCUGAUCCCUAUGUGAACAGUUUUGUGAAGAUGUACGUGCAAAGCCCAUACUGCUGUCAUGAACUGUUUGGCUUCGAUAUCAUGCUGGAUGAGAACCUGAAGCCGUGGGUACUGGAAGUCAAUAUCUCCCCAAGCCUCCAUUCCAAUUCUCCACUGGAUAUAAGCAUCAAAGGCCAAAUGAUCCGAGACCUCCUCAACCUUGCUGGCUUUGUUCUUCCCAGUAAAGAUGAAGUGUGCACGGCAAGUCCCAGCGGCUCUUCCAUCAGUGAGUCCAGUGCGGGAAAGGAUAAAGGGCAUUCGUUGGAGAUAGUUGCUGAAGAGAAGAUGAAGCGAGCCCGCUACCUCAUACAGAAGAUCCCUGAUAAGGAUCUCUAUGCUACUGUACUUGACCACCUAACACCAGAAGAUGUGCGAGUUCUGGUGGAGACCGAGGAUGAGCUCUCUCGCUGCGGCCAAUUUGAACGCAUCUUCCCAUCUCCCAUUACCUCGCGGUACCUGCGCUUCUUCGAGCAGCCUCGUUACCUUAACAUUCUCACCAACCAGUGGGAGCAGAAAUAUUACACAGACCGAGAGAGAGGACGUGACUUGCUCAGAAGCUUUUGCUUAAAGAAUUACCAUUCUGGUACAGUGCUGCCUUCCCAGCUGUUCUCAUUCCCGAGAUCACCGACUCGAACUGACGCGCAUCUAAAUGGCUUUACUAGAUCAGAAGUGAUGCGGCAUGGCCCCCUGCCCAAUAAUCCUAGUGGCGGAGACACUGGCCAACUAGAACUCGGCAAGCAACCUCUCUCAUCCCAGACUCUCUCCAGUGUGUCUGAAUCGGCCUUCAUCAUGUGACAAGCCUCGCUCUGACUCCCUAAUCCUGCAUUGAAGAAUCUACCUCAAAGUACUAUCCUUACGCAGCUGGACCCUGGCAAACCCAUUGCCUAGGGUAGGGGUGCUGGAGGGGCAUCUUUUCUAGCUGCACCCUUGUGUGAUGGUCUCGCUCUGGCAAUAAAUGAGUUUUUGGCACACAAACUCUCGGAGGUGAAACUCUUAUAAUCAUGUUCCUAUAUUUUUGUUAAUGAAAAACAUCGUAAGUGCCUCAGGUUCCUGAAACGGGGGAAAUGUGGAGCCACAGAGAAAUAACCCGUUUGGACUUUUAUUCAUAUUGGAAAACCUGGUUCCAAAGGGAACCCACCUGCGUUUUUGUGCUUUAGGGUCUGUACAGGGAGGUGUUUAGCCCCCUGCUCCUAGUCUGGAGUUUAAUGGCACUGCACUGGUUAAAUGCUGUAGUGAUGUAGCGGUGCAUUAUGGUUACAGGGCCUAUAGGCAUGGCUAAACCCUAGUGUGCACUCCCUGGUACAGACUAUUGCUUGCCCCAAGCACUAACGUUUCCUACAGUUUGCUCAGCCUCCCACCCAGCUGUGUGACCCCUGCUGGGAGUUUCUGCCCUUCAAAUUUAUGCUGCAAACAACUGUGAUAUAAACCAUUCUGGAGCAUGUAUCUGCUACUGGCCGACCUGGAAAUGUACUGGCUGGGCCUGUCUGCCUGAUCUGCACAAUCUGACCACCCACAUGUGUGACCCGAUUGGCCUAAUAUCCAGCAGAUCGGCCACUGAGCCUUUAAUCCUGAUAGGGUGAGUGGCACGAGUAAUGGUUACGGGUUGCUAACGGUCUGUACGGGGUUAACUGCAGUCAUUUCAUUGCCCUCUGCUGUGAUAGGGUGAGCUCUGUUCUUCAUGGGUUUAUUUCUUUCUUUUGUCAAAAUAAUAUAUUAAUAAUAAUAAAGCAUCAAUUUGCAAAU
Xenopus tropicalis (tropical clawed frog) is the source of this 4493-nucleotide messenger RNA. It is a transcript of the gene ttll4, whose product is annotated as tubulin tyrosine ligase like 4. The transcript has 19 exons. The record is from RefSeq and is a predicted model, not a curated record. Gene Ontology annotation, molecular function: ligase activity. NCBI's taxonomy places the organism in Eukaryota, Metazoa, Chordata, Amphibia, Anura, Pipidae. Bases 234 to 3545 code for a protein of 1103 amino acids. Gene Ontology annotation, cellular component: cytoskeleton.